Molecule: messenger RNA, 4064 nt
Organism: Contarinia nasturtii (swede midge)
Lineage: Eukaryota; Metazoa; Arthropoda; Insecta; Diptera; Cecidomyiidae
Product: copine-9-like
Exons: 8
Coding region: 2092-3798 (568 amino acids)
Biological process (GO): cellular response to calcium ion
Cellular component (GO): plasma membrane
Molecular function (GO): calcium-dependent phospholipid binding
Source: RefSeq, a predicted model, not a curated record
UUUUCUUCUGACUUCCAUCAUUUUUGAUGACAGUCUCCCAUUCGUCAUCCUUUUGUACAUUGCCAGUGUUUCGCAAUUGAAUCAGCAAUUGGAAAAAAUCUUUGCGAAUAAUGUUGUAUCGUUCUCGAUACUCCAAAUUCUCUUUCACAAGUGAGUGGAUAAAGUUUUCAACGCCUGGAUCCGCGAAUUUAAUACGAAAAAAACGAAUAACUUGUGGUGCAACAAACCGUGAAAGUCUCUUAAACGCAUUCCAUGUGGUUGUUGCGAAAAUUCGACUACCGUAUUUACGAAAAUCAUUAUCUGGAUCAACUACACAAUCGAUUUCGAUGCCAAAAAAUAUCGAAGCAAUUACGUUUGUUCCAUGUCUGGCUGAAAUGUCAACGACAUCAAGUAUUCCACCAUUAUCAGCUACUUUUGCUAAAUAACUUUCCAGACUGGAACCACAUUCUAGCAGCGUGGGAAACAUUGCCUUUAAUUUACCAGAUGCAAAGGUUGGAGUUAAUUCUCGGCGUACACUUCUCCACUUAUGACCUGGUAAAUUGACUAAAUUUCCGGUCAAUGGGUCAUAGUCUUCGUUAAUUUCAUUGCCACGAUCGGUGAAAUAAUCAAAAUCUUUGAUUAAAAUCUUGCGAAUUAGCUCAGGAUCACGAAUCAUCAAAAUACGUCGCAAAAAUCCAUACAUUCCUUCGUAUGGCUCAUUUGACGAUCUAUAGAGUCGCACCGAUAAAUCAGCAAUACUCUCUUUUUGUAAAUACAACGCACCAAAGUGGCCAGCCAAAUAAUUGAGACCGGGCAAUGUUUUAAUUCCUUUUCGAUCCCAGUAGGCGUAUUGCCGUUUGAAAUAUAGGUAAAUCGAUGUAAGCAAUAUGACAAAGAUUGCCAUUGCAUCGAUUGCCCAACUAUCACCAAACACACCCAUUGUUUUUUGUUUAAAUAUCACUUUGAAUUUAUUUUGAAAAUCCUUUGGCCGAUGCAACAACUUAUCUUUUGUGCUGUUUAUUAAUUAAAUUCUCUUCGGAGACUGACUUGCUUGUUCUGGUGUUUCUUUCUUUUAUGGUAUUUUAAAUCAAACGAAAUCAACAAAUAUGAUAGUAUUUAUAAGAUAAUGAGCUGCUAUCAAAGAUGAUAACGACCGGCUAAAUGCACACAUGCUCACUGAUAACAUAUGAAUGACAGCAGAUAUGUACUCUCAGUCUCAACAUUUCGUAAUUGAUUGCGGUAAUUUGUGGUUAAAUUUUAUAUUUUUUCUGUCUUACAAAGUGUCAUGCAAAACGGUACUUAAAAAUGUACCAUGGCGUGUGGUAUAGUGGCUUAGCAAUAAUUUAUUCAAAGCAACAGUUGUUAAAAUUAAAAUUCAAAGUGUGCACCCAUGACACUACAUCCAUUUGAACAGAAUGCAGCCACAUUUUAAACAUACGUAGUAAGAUCUGUCACAAUAAUUGUCUCAUUUAUCGCCCGUGUUUGAUUUCGACGAACUUGUUUCUUAUCAAGGAGUGUUUUUAUCUAUGUUUUUUGUAUUUCACUACGACUAGGCGGUCUAUGAGUCAUAUAUUUCGAAUGAAUUUGUCAAUUUUAAUUAAUUUAAUUGCAUAAUUGAUGACAAUGUAUUAAUCAUAUCCAUAUGAAUUUGUGUGGAAAAGAAUUUCAUUAUCAGAUAGAAAGUGUGUGUAUGUUUUUUUAUAAUCAAAACAUAUCGCAAGAACAACAACUACAGCCUUUGACGUUAAUAAAAACAGAUAGCAAGAACUGCGCAUUCGCAUCCCCACUAGAAAUUAUAUUUCAACGCCAAAUAACAAUGGUUCGGCGCUGAGUAUCAUAAACAUUACUCAUUAUAGUGCGGUUGUAUAUAGUCCAGUCUGACGAAUGUUAGUGAAAAUAACACAGACAGUGCAAAAAAUUUAAAGUGUAGUGAACUUAGUCGAUUUACUUUCUUUUACUUGAAUUCAGCUUUUCAAAGUCGUACAAACACGAGAAAAGGGAAACGUUAACGAAAUAAAAGGCGAAUUAUAAAUAAUUUUCAAUUUUACUACGUAUCGAUAUUUUAAGCAUUGAAAUAUAGUGAAAACGCGAAAGAAAAUCAACAACAACAAGAUGCCACCGCAAAAAUGGUCAAACAGUACAGCACAGUCUGCGCGAUACAUAACGGAUGAGCAAUUGGCUCCAUUUGUAUCGGAAUUUCUGCCUACCUCACAAGUCGAAUUGACUUUAAGUUGCCGAAAUUUAAUAAAUGCCGAUAUCAUCUCUAAAUCAGAUCCAUAUUGCAUCAUCCAUUGCAAGGAGCCGUGGCAAGACCAGUAUUAUGAAAUCGCAAGAACAGAGACAAUUGAUGACAAUCUCAAUCCACAAUGGGUGAAGAAAGUGAUUUUGAACUACAACUUUGAAACGAUACAGAAAAUUCAGUUUGAAGUUCGCGACGAGGACUUGAAGGGGUCGGAUUUUUUGGGACGCUUUGAAACAACGUUAUCGGAUUUGGUGUCGCAUAACAGCCGCCAAUUUGUUGGCAAAUUAUCGGGGAUACCAAAUCGGAAUUGUGGUGAAAUUGUCAUAGUAACAGAGGAAGUGACCAGUUGCAAACAAGUUGUUGAAAUUCAAUUUAGCGCUAUAGAUAUCGCUCCAACUGGGUGGCUGUGUUUUGGUCUAUGUAACAAUGAUCCGUUUUUGGUCAUUUCAAGGUCAAACGAAGACGGUUCGUAUUCCGUGGUUGCCAAAACCGAACCGGUUGUAUCCAGUCAAGAUCCUAGAUGGAAACCAAUUACAAUACGAGCCACGACACUUUGUAACGGAGACUUUGAACGAAACAUCAAACUUGACGUUUACGACCAUCGAUCAAAUGGAAAUCAUAAAUUGAUUGGAACAUGUCAUUCAUCAUUGAACCACUUGAAUUCACCAAAUGAACCGCCGAUGAAUCUAAUGGAUGAACAAAAACGCGGCACAGUCGGUGUACUUAGAGUAGAUAAAAUCAGGAUAACCGAAGAUGAUACGUUUCUCGAUUAUAUUCGAAAUGGAACCCAAAUGCAUUUUGCAGUGGCCAUCGAUUUUACGGCUUCGAAUGGAACGUACACUGAUCCAAAGUCACUUCAUUAUCUAUGCGGAACACGCUUGAAUCCAUAUGAAAUUGCACUCAGCAGUGUGGGUUCCAUUAUACAAAAUUACGAUGAAUCACAAUUGUUUCCAGCAUUUGGUUUUGGCGCCAAAAUACCACCAACUGGCCAAGUCUAUCAUCAAUUUCCAUUGAAUAAUAAUCCUUCACAUCCUUAUUGCGCGGGAGUUGAGGAGAUUCUAAAUCAUUAUCGUCUUAGAGUUAGAAGCGUCACGCUUUAUGGCCCGACCAAUUUUGCACCAGUUAUAAAUAACACAAUUUCGAUUGCCAGUCAAUUCCAAGACGGAAGACACUAUUUUGUACUUUUGAUAAUUACCGAUGGUAUCAUUUCUGAUAUGCAUUUAACCAAGCGAGCCAUUAUUGAAGCGUCAACCCUUCCAAUAUCAAUUAUUAUCGUUGGCGUUGGUGAUGCAGAAUUCGAUGCAAUGGAUGAGCUCGAUUCAGAUGAUGUGCGUUUAACGGCCGAUGGCCGUUACGCUGAAAGAGAUAUUGUACAAUUUGUUCCGUUGAAUAAAUUCAUGUCCCAGACAGGAACGGGGACUUUCAUUAAAUCACAGACAGACCUCGCCAAAGAAGUGCUUGCAGAAAUACCAGAACAAUUGACGAGCUAUAUGAAGUCGCGGGGAAUCAGACCACAAAUACAACCACAAAGUGUGCCAAAUACGUCUGUCGUUAUGCCAACAGCACCAAUCUCAUAAUAAGAGCCGCACAAUUUUUUAAUGACUACUACCUCAUUUACUUAAAAGACUUACUCAAAACGUCACGAAAUUUUUGAAUUCUCACGCAUUUUCUGGAAUAUGUUACACACAUACUGCCUAACAAAGGAUUUGAGUCGCUUUUUUUGCUUUGUCAACACUUUUUUUUAUUAAAAUACAAUUUUAUGAAUGUGUAUUAUCUUAUGCAUAAGUGAUAUUACUAAUCAAAUUAUCGUCUAAAUAAAGGUUUCCUAUGAUGAGACUCUGAA